AUGAGAAAAGAGUCGUUUCUCACUUUUUAUUUCUCGAAUCACCUGUAUUUGUGCCCCGCGAUAAUCAGGCUCUCGAGCGUAUGUACACUUGCCAGAACUGAUUAUUAUUUACCAUCAAAUAUAGCAGUGACCUACGACAUACAAAUUUCAUCUCUCGGAUUCACUUACCGAAUUGAUUUUUUUCUUGCACUCUUUUCUGACCCGGCACGGCCUUUUCUUACCGAGAUAAACAGGAAAAUAGGGCAGUAUGCGUGUGUUAUACGUGAGAGAGAGCAAGCGGGUGAGUAUUCGUUUCAUUACAGUUUAUGCAUUAACAUAAACGUAUACAUAUUACACAUACACAUAUACAUAGAUAGAUACAUAUACGCAUAUAUUAAUGCUCAGGUGCAAUAA
Molecule: messenger RNA, 393 nt
Organism: Saccharomyces cerevisiae S288C
Lineage: Eukaryota; Fungi; Ascomycota; Saccharomycetes; Saccharomycetales; Saccharomycetaceae
Gene: YHL005C
Exons: 1
Coding region: 1-393 (130 amino acids)
Cellular component (GO): membrane
Source: RefSeq, marked reviewed